GGAGGGGAUCUGAAAGUAGGAACUUUGAACUGCACGUUCCCUGUUAAAGGGCAUCUUGAGAGUUGAGAAUUGGACUGUAAACAUGUGACAAGAUUAUGUGUUAAGAAAGGAUUUGAAUCCACACUGGUGACUGUGAAGUUGAAGCUACACAUUUGUAGCUGUGCCAGAUUAGUUAAUGCAACAUAGAAGGAGACAAGGAUGAGUGUUCUCUGACAUGGCUUUGCAGUGCAAGAUACAAACAUUGCAAGUGGUGGACACUGAAUAUAGUGCAGAUGCUGUGGAGUGGUGCCCUGUAGAAGGCUGGCACAACAUCCUGGCAUGUGGCACCUACCAGCUGAAGAAACCUGAUAGCAUGAGCACUGAUGAGAGCAAUGAGCCCCAUGUCCGGCUGGGCCGACUCUACCUGUAUUACUUUGAAGAACAGAUUUUUGCACCACUGACUGAGGUCCAGAGGCUAGAAACAGCUGCUGUGCUGGAUAUUAAAUGGUCCCAUGUUCCUGUUGCAGAACAUCCCUUGCUGGCCAUUGCAAAUGCUAAAGGAGUAGUAGAGCUUUGCUGCCUGACAGGAAGUGAGUAGAAGAGCUGCAGGCUGGAGCCGCUAUGCAGCAUUGACCUAGGAGAUGAAUGCCUUGCUUUGUCUCUGGACUGGUCUACGGGACGAAAGCAGGGGGGAUGCCCCUUGCAGUUGGUCAGCAGUGAUUCCAAAGGGAGAUUGAGCUUGCUGUCUGUCGAUGAAUCGUCUCCUUCUGUGCACAUCCUGGAACAGUGGAAGGCACAUGACUUUGAGGCCUGGAUUGCUGCAUUUGACUACUGGAACACACACGUUAUCUACUCAGGUGGAGAUGAUUCCAAACUAAGGGUCUGGGAUGUCCGUGGCAGUCCAAAGGCUCCUGUUUUCACAAGUGAGAGGCACUCAAUGGGGGUAUGCAGUAUUCAGUGCCAUCCACUCCGGGAGAAUCUGCUGGCCACAGGAAGCUAUGAUGAACACGUUCUCCUGUGGGACACCCGAAAUAUGAAACAAUCAUUGACAGACACCCAUGUGCAGGGUGGAGUGUGGCGGCUGAAAUGGCAUCCAACAAGGGAGCACUUACUGCUGGCAGCCUGUAUGCACAAUGGCUUCAAAAUCCUCAAUUGCCAAGGUGCUAUGGCAGAGAACAAAGAAAGAUGCCCUGUUCUUUCAUCCUAUGUCUUGCAUAAUUCCUUGGCUUAUGGAGCUGAUUGGUCAAGGCUUACCCUGAACGAUCCCUUGGUAUGGUCUACGGAGGUGCCGGUGGUUCAUGUAGAUGAAGGAGCGAGAAGAGUGGAUCUUGAAGUCCAGAACCUGAAGAUAGUUUAUGAAUCUCCCACUGCCACCUUUGAUGUGUUCUUAGAUGAGGAUCAAACCCCUACCUUGCCUCCCCAAAUAGAAGGAAGCCUUGACUUUCAAGGACCAGGUCCUGGUGGGAAUGGUUCAAAUACCAAAGUAUACAACAAAACUGAACUGUCCAAAGCCCAAAGAGAAACCAGCCUCCUGGCAACAUGUUCCUUCUAUGACAAUGUCCUACAUGUUUGGAAAUGGGAAGCUAGCCAGACUAUCUCUUCCGUCUAGAUAUCGUUAUCAACAUUCUGGAGUAAAGUUCUGGCCCAUUUUCCUUUCUCCUUAGUGGACCCUUUUAGCACUAGGAGAGAGUAGAGGAAGCUGUUGAGGCAGAACUUCUGUGCUGGACCCAUUGUUAUUACUAUGUAUUUUUGUACAUCAGGUUUCUAGCUUUAUUCCUGGGGUCUUGUGGCUCUGAGAGCUUUGAAAACUCCUUGGAUAUUUGUUGAUCUUUUGGGUUAGUUACAUUGGAUUAAUUCUGUCUCUGCAGUUGGAAGUGUGUCCUUGUAAAGACUAAGGACUUCAAGUAUAGCACAAAUUAAGAUAUCUGAGGAUUUUUAAAAAAUUUUUUGCUAGAAGCACGUUGUAUUCAUAGCACUUCCUCCAUGAGAUGGGAUAAGGUUCUACUGCUACCUACAUCCAGCAUCUUAAUCCCUUUUAACUUUCAUUGUAAAAGAAGCCCGUCUUUGGUAUAUUGGAAGACUGGGGAGCAGCAAGAGAGACAAGCCUUAUUAGCCCCUUUUAGUUGGGGAAUUAAGCUUUCCUAGUUUGGCCCAUCUCUUCUGUAAACUGGCUCUGGGUUAAGAUAGCUACCACCUACUACUAUGAAGUUUUAAGUAUUGCUUCCAUUACAGAAUGAAAGAACACCAGCAACAGACACCAUUAAUAGCAAAGAUACUUUCUUGAAACCUAGAAGACGACCAUGCAGGUUCCUUAACGCUGCAAGAAUCCUUGAAGGGCAAACAUUUCUCUUGAAACACUAUUCCUACCACCUAGGACACUUAUGUACAAAUAUGCACACUGUGAACAAAUCACUUGUUUAAAGUAUAUAUUUUGGACCUUUCUAAAAUAAAAACAGCUAUGACUUCUA
Molecule: messenger RNA, 2447 nt
Organism: Heteronotia binoei (common prickly gecko)
Lineage: Eukaryota; Metazoa; Chordata; Lepidosauria; Squamata; Gekkonidae
Gene: DPH7
Product: diphthamide biosynthesis 7
Exons: 10
Molecular function (GO): protein binding
Source: RefSeq, a predicted model, not a curated record